Messenger RNA from Microbotryum saponariae, 2300 nucleotides. The record is from the annotation of a GenBank genome assembly. Lineage: Eukaryota; Fungi; Basidiomycota; Microbotryomycetes; Microbotryales; Microbotryaceae.
AUGGCCCCUAAAAGGAUCGCCAUCAUCGGUGCCGGCGCAGCGGGUAUGUCAGCGGCCUAUGCGCUCUCCGUCACCUCGAGCAAGUCCAAAGACAAGUCCGGCGAAGGCUUCGAAGUCGUCCUCUUUGAACGCUCGAGUGCUUGCGGUGGUAUGGCGACAAGUAGCGACAUCGACGAGACCAAGUAUGGCGCUUCGUAUAUCAAUGAUGGUGUACAAGGUCAGUAGAGCUUGUGAGGCUGUGGGAGAUUGUCGAUCGGCGAUUUGCUGAACCGAGCUCUUUCCUCCGGCUAUCGGACAUGAACAAAUAUCGACAGGCGCAUCUCCCGUAUUUUACAACACGUUCAAAGUUUUUGAAGAGCUUGGAUUUGGAAGUUCCGAGGUGGGGAUGCAGUGUUCGUUCGGCAAAGGCGACGACGAGUUUUGGAGCAACGUUUUCCCUUCCUCGGUCAUUGACAAGUCAGUCCACCGUGCCGAUCACCAGAAGGAUGCCAAGGGUGAUUACUGACAUGAUUUCUGACCGUUCAUUCCGCCUGAACCUCUAGAUUCCAACCCGACAUCAAACGCUUCGGCAAAGUUCUCACGAUCAUCAAAACCUUCGAGCCCGUAUUCGCUCUCAUCUCCGUCGAGCGCAUGCUCAAACUCUUUCGCUUCUCCCCCGACUUUGGCGAAGUAAUCGUCUACCCUCUCGUCGCCCUUUUCUUCGGGACGGGAAACCAAACUCCUUUCAUUUCCUCCGCGAUUCUCGAACGGGUCUUCAAGGAUCCUUCGAUGAGGUUGUUUGAGUACUCGGCGACGUCAUUCUUGGCGUCGAUUCCGGAGAUGAGGGCGUUCCCGAGAUUGUCGUUGUUGUACGAGACGUGGCAGAAGGUCAUUGAGGACAGUGGCAAUGUUGAUUUCAAGCUAUCACAUGAGGUGACGGGGAUAAAGAGGUCGUCCAAGGGAGUGGAGAUCAAUUAUCGUCAGACCAAAGGGACGGAUAAUGGACAACAAGUCGUCGAUCCCGGACCGGAGCAAGAGGACAAGUUUGACGAUGUCAUCAUUUGUACGGAUGCGGAUGCAACGUUGAAGAUUUUGGGUCAAGGCGCAAGUUGGAUAGAGAGGAAAGUGCUUGGGAACGUCAAGGUGAGGCUCGGAUCCGAUCACCGACUGUGACUGGUGAACAAGUCUUGUUAGGGAAGGCUGAUUUCGGUUGGGACUGUGGACCUCCACAGUACCUUUGGGACAUCACGAUCACGCAUUCCGAUCUCGAGUAUAUGCAAAAGGUAAGGCGAAAACCAUGUCUUUUGCUGUCAAAGUCGGCCCCUGAUCCCCUUCUCUUCACCUCUCGCAGCAUUACAACGUCACCUAUUCUGACGACCUCGCCUCGACCUCGCGAGACGAUGACAAGGAAGCACAAGAACAAUUCAAGUUUGCCAAAGAUCAUUUCCGACCAUUGUACUACAUUCGAAGCUACCCGAGUGACAAAAAGAAGAUUGAGAUGUCGUUCGAUCUGUAAGUCCCCCAGCUUGGGCGGCCAAGUCCGGCUUGACAGGGGCUGAUCGCGGGACUGACCUCUUUUACGUCUGUUCUAUAUCUAUCAAAUAGGACGCACUACCAACCGCAAUUCAAAGGCGAAUCACCCUACGGUCCCGAUCACACCGGUAUACCACCUAAUCAUCCCACAGCUCAACUCCCCUCCAAACCCUCCCUCGACGAAUCCGCCGCCUCCUCCAUCCGUAAAGAAGGUCAAGACGAUGAAGGCAAUCCCGAACCUCCCUUGAAGAAACAUGUCUUCCAGACCAUUUUUUUGGAUAAGGAUGGGAGUCGGGAUCUCUGGAGUAUUGGGGAGAUCAAAGAGGAGGAGAUUGUGAUGAAGAAAUGGUGGAAGCAGCAGAGUCAUAGGUGGCAGCAUUGUACGUUUCCGCUUCUGGACUCCCGAGCCCUCCUCUCAAGCGACGCCUAAUACGUCUCCCCCUUCUCGAUGCCCUUCUAGACGGCGGUACGGUUCCCUGGAUGAUGUUCCUCAACGGCAAGCACCACACCUAUUUCGCUGGCGCGUGGACGAUCCUCAACAUGCACGAAAUAGGGAUCGUCUCCGGGUUCGCAGCGGCGUAUAGGUUGGGAGCAACUUAUCCUUUCGUUGAGGAUGGGGAUGCGAAGAGGUUGUUUGCGUUGUAUUUGGGGGCGAGUCACGGGUGUCGGAUGGUGAGUUUGAGAUGUCAAAAGCAUAUUUUUCUCGUGACUAUGGGCGUAAGACUGACUCAACGGCUCUGUACCCGUUGUUACAGAGGAAACAAGAUCGUCAGGGCUUCUUCAUGUAA